Molecule: messenger RNA, 3055 nt
Organism: Microplitis demolitor
Lineage: Eukaryota; Metazoa; Arthropoda; Insecta; Hymenoptera; Braconidae
Gene: Fip1
Product: pre-mRNA 3'-end-processing factor FIP1
Exons: 4
Coding region: 18-1559 (513 amino acids)
Cellular component (GO): mRNA cleavage and polyadenylation specificity factor complex
Molecular function (GO): RNA binding
Source: RefSeq, a predicted model, not a curated record
GUAUGUAAAGAGUAAAAAUGGCGGAUGACAAUGAAGACCAGUGGCUAUACGGCGAUUCAAAUGAUGGAAAAGACAGUUUUACAAAAGACGAGCCGUCUGAAAAUGAUAAAGAUCCAACGCCAAAUGUAAGUCAAGAUGAGUUACAAAAUAUUGAAGAGAAUAACGCGGAAAUUAACGCUGAUGAAUCUACUGGGGUAGCGGAUACAUCAGCAUUAGAAGAACCAACGGCCCCAGAACCGGAAGAUGAAGCUUCCGAACAAACAAAUGAAAAUGGUACGAAGGAACCAAGUCAAGAAGACGCUGAUGCUUCAAGUGAUUCUGAUUCUGACGAUGACGUUCAUGUUGUCAUUGGUGACAUUAAAUCAACACCAGCUUACAAUAAUUUAAAUAUCAAACGCACAGGGCUUUUGACAAAUGCGUCUGGGAUAUCAGAUAAAUUAAAUAAGCAGCCUGGUAAAUUUAGUAUUGAUGAAUUUGAAACAAUUGGAGUCAUAAAUGGUAUCCAAGCACACGAGUUUAAUCUCGAUCAGUUGGAAGAUAAGCCAUGGAGGCAACCAGGUGCUGAUAUUACGGAUUAUUUUAAUUAUGGUUUUAAUGAAGAAACUUGGCGGGCUUAUUGCGAACGUCAAAAAAGAAUGAGAAGUGAAUCGGGUGUUGGACUUGUUCUAAAUGCUGGAUCCGGUGGACCUAAUUUAAUAAACACACGUGUGUCACAAGUUGCUAUUACUAAUGACAACAGUAAAUAUUCAGGUAUUUCAGGACCUAAACGAGCUGGACCACCACCUGGAAGAAAGAUGGCUGGGACAAUUGAUGUUAUUGGUAGUUCUGGUUUAGCAUCGCGUAGGAAUCUUGAUAAAUCACCACCUAAAGAAAAUGUUAUACAAGUUAUGACGGCUGACAGACGAGAGUACUCAAGAAAACCCGGGUUUCCUGACAUGAGUGUACCACCACCAGCACCUGGAAUGGCACCACCACCAUUCGAUUUACCUCCCCCUCCAGCUCCUUACCAGGAACCUCCACCUUUCUAUAUAUCAGAACCUGAUCCUUAUUACCAGAGUUACGAGCCUACACAAGACAGUCAAUGGGGAAAUGAUCCUACUUGGCAGCCAACAAAUUUAGCCGUUCCAUUAUCGACAUCUGAAGACAAUAAAGAUCUAGGUCCUAAAUCAAUUCCAACAAUGGUACCGCCGCUGACGAUUCCUCCACUGAUUGCUUCUGCUCCACCUCAACGUGAACCACCACCUAGGGGCGACAUUCCUCGUAAUGAAAGAGAAAUUGAUUCAAUGGGUAGGGAAAGAGAACGAGAACGUGAACGUGAACGUGAUCGUUCAGAACGUGACAAAGAUUCAUCUGUCAGAGAACGUGAACGUGACUCUGUAACGCGAGAUGAUGACAAAGAUCGUGAUCGUUCAAGGUCACAAUACCGUCAUAAAGAAAGACACAGGCAUCGAUCACGAUCACGUUCAAGGCGACAUAAAUCAAGAUCUCGCAGUCCCAGUCGUCGUAAGAAAAAAUCACGACGUACUGAUCGUGAAAGAUCUAAAGAAGAAAGUGAAUAAAUUAAAUCAGUUUCUAUUACCGAGACUUACAUAAUAUUUUAUUUCAAUUUUUCAUUAAUUGCGCAUUAUUAAACAAUAGUGCUUACUUUGUACAAAACAAAUACUAAUUAAAAAAAUGGUAAACAAUGAUGUGACGCUAAUUAAAAAUAAUAUUUUAUUUGUUAUGAAAAUAAAUUAAAUUUAGAUUUAAAUGGAAUAUUGAUAAAUAACGAAACCAUUUUUAAUUUCACAUUAAGAAAAUUUAAAAAAAAUCUGGAAUAUGGCUGACCCUGUGGUGAUUUAUGAGUUAUGCAACAAAAACUUCACUGAGAAAUUAAAAUAAUAUUGUACAAACAAGAAUUUUUUGGUUAAAAAAAUCCGUCACAAAUAUUUAUUUCAUUAUAAUUAACGAGCAAUCUGCAGUCACUACGUGAUUGCCCAAAUAUCACUACUGAUUUUAUAAAAUACUCAGAAAAAAACGAUUUCUUGCCUAAAAAAAUUUUAUUUGCAACAAGAAAUUUUAUGCAUCAUGAAUUCAAUACAAAAAUUUUCUGGGGGCGAGAAAAGAUUAUUUUGAUCAAGAAAUGAUUCCUUGCACCAAAAAAUUUUUUCUCGUUGUAAAUAACUUUUUGGCUUUAAUUCACAAUGCGAAAAAUUUCUUGGGGUAAGAAAAAUUUUCUUUAGGCGAGUAAAGAUUUUUUGUGUCAAUGAAUCCUUUAUUUUCUAUCCACACGUUUUUGGCUUUGAUAAGCUUCCUAAAACCAAAUGGAAACAUAAAACUUUGUCAUUUUGGAAUAAGUAACGCGAUAUAAAUAAUAUAGUAUAUAUUCAGUGACAUUCAGUCAUAUUUAGUAACAGAAUAAUUAGAACAUUAAUUUAUUUAAAGAAAAUAAUUACGAUAGUAUUUUUUCUCGGGUAAUUUAAAUGUAAUUCGAAUGAUACAGAUAAAUCGAUUUUUCUCAAUGAUUGAUAAUAGAAAAGAGUUGAAACUAUGAAAAGGCACAAAUUCAAGUCAAAACCUUUCUAACGAUACCAAAUUUAAUAACAUUAACUAAUUUCAUCAUACAGAUAUGCCGGGAACCAAAUUUGCCUUAUUCUCUUAAUAAUGUAGAUUAUCAAUUUCUUGAGAAAAGAGCAAUAAAUUUAUUUUUGUUACUAUGUGGGUCACUCCAUAUCAAAUCGACAAAUGGUUGGAAUUGACCCCCUCCGAUUCGGAUAAAUUUUGGUGGAGAUUUUUGUCUCAUAAAACGAAGUUCUGCCAAAGGAAAAAUUAAAAAAAAAUUUUUCUUGAGAGUUAGGCAAAAUUUAAAACUUCACUGUUUUUCUGAUUUUUUAAGUUUAUUUAUUUAAUAUUUCAUAACCUACUGUAUUAAAAAAAAACACUGAUGUAUUCAAAGAGGACCCUUAGAGGUACGAGAAAAAAAAUAUUUUGGAAAAAAAAAUUUUGAAAAUUACCAAAAUUGUAAAAUUUUGAAUGUUUUAAAAUUGUAAAAAGUAAAGUUCACAGUCAAAUUUUA